AUGGACUGGGACAUACUGUGUAGUUCACAUGGGGAGGACCUUGACCGUCUGACCCACUGCAUUAUGGACUACAUAAACUUCUGUGUGGAAAACACUGUGCCGUCCAAGACAGUACUGUGUUUUCCCAGAGAAAGGACAGGAAACUGGAGCAGGAUAUGUGGUGUCAAGAAGCCUCAUCGUUACAGGCCCGGUACCGUGGCUCUGCAGGAGAUCCGUCGCUACCAGAAAUCCACCAAGCUGCUGAUCCGUAAACUGCCCUUCCAGCGUCUGGUCCAAGAAAUCGCUCAGAAUUUCAAGACCAACCUGCGUUUCCAAAUCUCUGCCGUCAUGGCUCUGCAGGAGGCCAGCAAGGUUUACCUGGUGGGUCUGUUCGAGGACACCAACCUGUGCGCCAUCCACGCCAACUAUCUUUAA
Messenger RNA from Sphaeramia orbicularis (orbiculate cardinalfish), 414 nucleotides. RefSeq names its product histone H3-5-like. Gene Ontology annotation, cellular component: nucleosome. The coding region runs from base 1 to 414 and encodes 137 amino acids. Gene Ontology annotation, molecular function: DNA binding; structural constituent of chromatin; protein heterodimerization activity. The transcript has 2 exons. The record is from RefSeq and is a predicted model, not a curated record. Lineage: Eukaryota; Metazoa; Chordata; Actinopteri; Kurtiformes; Apogonidae.